Molecule: messenger RNA, 1596 nt
Organism: Nicotiana attenuata
Lineage: Eukaryota; Viridiplantae; Streptophyta; Magnoliopsida; Solanales; Solanaceae
Exons: 3
Coding region: 1-1596 (531 amino acids)
Source: RefSeq, a predicted model, not a curated record
AUGGCUGGUGUGCCUUUUAUUUUAUCCCAUUUAAUUCACCUUUACUCUCCCAAACUCUUUCGCCAAGGAGUUUUUACUUUAGUAGCAAGAAGCAAAAGAGUUCUGGUCAAUCCAGAAGACGAGAAGGAUCGAGGCUGGUAUGCCAGGUUUAUUGCUGCCCCCACUGUUGGUUUAGUGGGUGAUGAAAACGUUCCUUUCCCUGAGAAGUGGAAUUUUGCAUACUCUGAGGAGGAGGAAGAACAAGACGAGGGUUCUUUGAUAAAAAAGCCACGAGCUAGGAGACGAAUUAUUUCAGAUAAUGAAGCAUCUCCCCCUCGUUCUACUCCUCACACCGAGCCUGUUGAAGGCCCGUUGGUGAUUCCUGAUGAUGAUACCCCCGCUGCCGCCCAUGAUUCUAGUGAGCAGCUUUUUACCCGCGGGUUUGGUAGUGAAAGUUUAAAACCAAUUUCUGAUGAAGCGCCCCUUACUUCUUUUCCUUUAUCUGCUCCUACAAUACCUUCUUUGCCUUUCGAGGAUGUUCCCGUUGCUGCUUCUCCCCCAGCUAUUUUGACUCCUUCUACUGCUCCUCCCUCAACUGUUUUGACUUCUUCUACAAUUCCUCCCACAACUGUUAAACAAUCUGAGGUUGGUUCCUCAAGUAGAGGUGGAGCCAUGAGACAGGUUAUCAUCGAAGUCCCUGCCGAUGGUAAUCUUUUGAGAAAAUCAGGAGGGGCUGAUGUGUGGUUGAAACCUCUAAUUGGUCCAAUCGAGAAGGCCAAGCUUGAGAGCCACAAUUCUUUAACUUUGAUGAACGACAUAAUACACUCAUCAUUAAAGAUCAACCUCGUUGGUACAGAAAUGAUGAAGAGGAUUUCUCACACGGAGCAGUUGAUGCAUGAGUACCAAGUUGAAGCAGAUAACUGGAGAGAGCAAUUUGAGAGCCUUCAAAUUGACAUGGAAGCAUUAGAAGAGAACAAGUGCACCUUAGAACAGCAGCUGAGAAAUUUAACUUCGGAGUUGGCGGUUGAAAGAGCUUCCUCAAAUCAAGCUAGUAAAGACAAAAAUCUCCUCGAAACUUCCUUUUCCGAGCAACUCUCCAAGGCUAGUGAAGAAAUCAGAGAGUUGAAAGUUCUCUUAAGUAGAAAAGAAGCUUAUGCUGGUGAACUUGUGCAAACUUUGACUCAGACUCAAGAAGACCUCCGGGAAUCUUCUGGUAAGGUUCGCUUUUUAGAAAGUUCACAUGCUUCUCUUCAAAUUUCUUAUGAUUCUGCCUUGGUUGAGAAUGAGAAACUUAAAAGUGAAAUUGCUGAGUGGGAAAAGGAUUACGAGAUUCUCGAGGAUAAAACCGCAAUUGAAGUGAGUUGGGCAUUUUUAAAUUCUCGCCAUGAUACCCUUGUAGAAGUUAGCCAAGAGAAUUUCAACUUGGAGGCUGAGUUGGCUAAAAUAAAAGAAACCAUCAAAAAGACUCAGCAAAGCCAAGACUUUUCUUCUCCCGUGGCUGAAACUUCUGAAAAUAUAGAAGAUGAUACGGGUACGAUGAGUGCUCCAUUUCCUUCAAGUCAAGUUGAGCCUGCUGCUGCUGAUGAUUCUGCUUCAGUUCCUUCUUCAACUCCUUAG